Molecule: messenger RNA, 11253 nt
Organism: Stegodyphus dumicola
Lineage: Eukaryota; Metazoa; Arthropoda; Arachnida; Araneae; Eresidae
Cellular component (GO): extracellular region
Molecular function (GO): protein binding
Source: RefSeq, a predicted model, not a curated record
AUGAGAACUGAACUCUUUGAUGACACAGUAUCAACGGAUAUUGAGCCAUUAUCAUCGAAAUUUGCAACAGAAGUAUCCUCAAAGGUACCAGAAACCAAAGUUUCAACUCCUGUGACAACAGUGGCUGAAGGAGAAGUAUCGCGAUCAACAACCAAAACUGAGGAUUCAAAAAGUUCAGAUAUCAUAAAGACUACAACAAAAUAUCCUCCAAUUGAGGAUGUUACUUUGAUAGUAACGAUGGAGAAAGACAGGGAAGAAUUUGAAACAUCAUCGAUUCAGACAAUGACAGAAAUUGUAGAAUCGACACAAAAAUCAAAAAUAACUUCAGAAGUGGCAUAUACUGAAACACCCCUAGCAACAAAAGGUGGCGAAGUGCAGGAUGUGACAUCGAAUUUCACAUUGCCUGAAAUCGAUAUUACAGAACAGGCGAAAACUAAAUCAGCCACUGAACAACCAACGACAGCAACUGAUAUUCUACCUACAAUAAAAUCAAUUCCAUCCGAAAUGCCAGAAACAGCCAUUCCGGAUGCACAUUCCAUUUCGGAAGACGAAGAUAUAACAAGCAAAUUAAUCUUUACGGAAAGUACAGAUACAAAAGUCUCCUCUGUACAAACAAUGGAAGAUAUCGGAAUCGAAUCUACAAAAGAAAUCAUGAAAGAAACAAUUUCAGAUUUCUUUGAAACUGAAAUGUCAACUUUACAACCUACUAAGAUUGCAGCUCAGGAUGAAGACGCACCAACUGUACACACAACGACAGCUGAUGAUAUUAAAACUCCAAGUCCUACAACUGCUCAUGUAACAGAAGCUGCAGAAAGCCAUAAAACUGUGUCAACAACGAAAGCUCCACAAACUGAAGACAAAAAGCAGGAAACAACAACUGUAUUUACCGCUUCGACAGAACAAAUGGAAGCGGAAACAGAGAAAACAGAAACAACGCUUGAUGAGGAACUAGAAGAGUUUAAAUUAAAACUAUCAUCUCAGUUUGCGCCCUUCUCGGAAGAUUUAGAUAUUGAAACUUCAUCAAUUUUGCCAUUGGAAACUGAAUAUGAAUCUACUGCGAUAAGCACGGAACUUAUCGAAUCUUCAAAACCUCCGGUUAGUGAAAGUCCAGCGGCGGAAGAAGUGAAAAUUACUAAAGUUGAGGAACCAUCAGAACCAUCCAAAAUUUCCACAUCCAUUGCAACCGAAACAAGUGCAGAGACUAUUCAUACAUCAAAACAUGAAACAACAACAUUAAAAUUACCUACAACCUCGCAAGAGGAAUACAUCGUUAGAAAAACUACGGGUUCAGAAAUAACUGAAGUGACAACAGUAGGAUUUACUCAACCUGAAGAAACGAAAAAGACUGAAAAACCGACGACUGAGAUAUCUAUAUCUGCUGAAACAAUUCGGGCUGCUAAUGAAGAAGAGUUGAUAAAAACACGUUUAACAACACUUACUGAAAUUUCUGCAACUGGAGAUGCAAUCGAAAAAGAAACAGCAGAAGUUUCUGUCAUAUCCGAAGAGACUAUACUAAGUAACCGAACUUUUGCUGCGGAUGCUAUGCUUGCACAUUCUACUAUUGCUAUGAGUACUAUAACUGAAGGUUCCCAAACAAAAACAGAAGAAAGCACUAUCUCAGAUUUUUCAUUAUCGUCUGCAACACCUUCCCCAUCUGAAGAAAGCACGAGAUCAUUUUCAACUGAAGGUACAUCAGAAACAACGAAAACAGACGAAACUAUAUUUAAAGAAACAAGCAGUAUAACAGAAAAAGCAAAACAAGAUUACAGAACUACUCUAGCUACAUUACCUUCCACUCGACAUAUCAUAGCAGAAGCUGACGUUUCAACUGAAAAGCUUGAAGCAACUUCCGAACAAACAGAAGUCGUCACUCAGUUUACUUCAACAUCAAAGGAAUUCAUUUCAUCCCCUGAAACUGAUACGGAUAUAGAUGUAGCUACAAAACUGGAUACGCUUCAUCCUACUACUUUAGAUUCCAAUAUAACUACAUAUACUGAGGAGACGCCGUCUGAUUUCAAAUCUAUAUCUACAAUAUCAGAAGCAUUUCCUAGUCAGAUUUCUACAAUAUCUGCUGAAGAAAUAAAUGAAACCCAAAUGGAAUUAGACAAAAUGCAAACUUUAUCGAAGCUCGCAAUUGCAACCGAAAGAUUUACAGCAGACAUUACAUCAAUUGUAAGUUCAACGAACGUUGUUUUCGAGGAGACCUCAUCUACAUCCACUGUGCAUACACCUACGGAAACGGUAUCUGAAGUAACUUCUCAAGAUCAGACUUCACUCGAUUCAAUUUCAGCCGUCUCACUAAAAGAUAUAAAAGACGUAACGUCAGUAAUCGCAACUACUACCUAUUCUGAAACAACAGUCCAUGAAUCUUCUACCACUACAAAAUCAGUUGACGUUUUAAGUGAAAGAGAUACCAAAAAAGGUGAGACUGUAACGCCUGAAACGAAAUUAAUUAAAGAAGAAGUAGCGUCGACAUUAUCGCUAGAAAACGGAACAAUAGAAUCGAGUCCUGCAGUCAGUACUUCAUUAGAGAUUUUAGGAUUAACUGGAAAAUCUACAACAGCUGACAAAACUAUAAGUACGGAUAUUGGAGACUUUUCAACUUCAACCUUGAAGCAAGAAAUUACCACUAAAGACGAUGCUACUCGUAAGACAAGUUUAGAAGACAUUACAGAAUCUUCACAACCAGAAAAAAUUACUACAUCGCAUACCGAAAUGGAAGCUGAAAAGGUAAAUAUGACGUUUGAUGAAUUUAGCUCGUCGGCAACACUUAAGAUUUUAACAGAAGGAAUAUCCGAAAUUUCCACGUUUGGAAGUACAGAAAUAGGAGAACAAGCAAAAUCUUCAGUAACAAAAAUAUCUACUGAAGUCCUAGCAGCUGAAGAAACAACCAAAGUGCCCGACAUAAGUAAAAGCACAAAAUUUGUAAGUGAUGAAGUAACAGAAAAAUUUAUUACAGCUGAAACAAAAGCAGUUGAAGCCACAGUAUCAGUUACAGGUACUUACCCAGAAAUGACAAGUAUUUCAUCAACUGAAAUGCAGAUUUUGCAUGAAGUCACUACUCCAGCCGGAAUAUUUUCUGAGAAAGAGGAGACAGAUGUGUCAGAAUUCACAUCACGUACCGUUUCUAAAGAAGUAUCUGUUGAUGCUGAAGGUACUUCUGUAAAACUGCCUGUUUCAACAGAAAUUAUAACUGAAUCAACAGCUAUCCUUAUGAAGACCACUUCUGAAACAAAGCCAGAUGUCAAAGCUGCAGAUGAUGUAACAAUGAUUUGGAAGACGGAACAAACUUCUGAGGCAGAAGAAAGCUCGAAAACAGUUGAUUCUGAAACUACAUUAGCGCUUAAAACAUCUUCUGCCAGUGAUCAUUUUAGAAGUACAGGUAUUUUUAUUUCUGAAAAACCGUCUAUUACUGGAGUAGAAACGACAGAAAUGAUGGUCAGUACACCAUUAACUCGUAUAACAGAAAAAACAACUGAAAGUGUUUCUGAAGAAGAAAACAUUACAACCAUUUUUGAAGUCAUUCCAGAAAAAGAAAAAAUACCCACUACUGUAACAUCAAUACAUGAAGAAAAGGUGUCGGAACAAACUCUACGUUCUUCGACUGAUAGGAUAUCCACAACAGAAACAGCAUUUCCUUUAGUCUCUAAAAUUUCAGUCGAAGAUGAAACAUCAACUGACGAAAAGAUUUUGUCUACUUCAGAGGAAGCUGAGAAACGAGAGACUGGCGCAGAUGUGCCUAUUAUAUCCACCACUGAUUCAAGACGUUUUGAGAGUACAGUCAAAGUAACAGAACCUACAUCUUUAGUUACGGAAUCAACAUCAUCAACAGCAACCACGCCUUAUCCAGAGGCAGUUGAGACAGAGGCGAUAGGUGUUGCCGUAACAACAGAAACCUCAGAAGGACCAUCUACAAAAGGUUUAACUGAAAUAGAAGAAGGAGAGACUGUAACGGAAAGUGGAUGUUUGGUUAAUGGAACUAUGUACGGAGAUGGAGAAGCUAUAGACAGCGUUGAACCUUGCGAGAAGUGCCAUUGCGCUUCAGGUGAUGUUAUCUGCUUCAAAGUCAUCUGCAAACUACCUAAAGCAGGAUGUAUUCCAAAGACAACCAGUAUCGAUGAAUGUUGUCCGAGUUCCUACGACUGUCCAACUGAUGGAGAAAAAGCCGAAACGGUUGCAAUUACUAGCACCCUUAAAGUCACUCAGAAAGAUUUUACUACUCCAAUACCAAUCAGCUUCAUGUUUUCUUCAACACCAGCAUCCAUUGCAUCAACUGUAUUAAUAACAAAACCUAGUGAUCAGCCAUUACCUGAGGCCACACUUGAAAGAAAAGACUAUACUACUGUCACAGAUGACAGAGAUGUAUCUAUUACUACUCAUGUUCCUACUGAUACAUUCCUAGACACCUCAAGUAAAACUAGUGAAAGAUCAGCAGUCACUGAAAGCACGAAAUACAGUACUCAAGAACCUUACGCAACUGCUACACAGUCAGCUGUCGAAGAGCAUUCCACAACAUCGGAUAUAAGACCGGGAACACCUAGAUUCAUUCUAGAUGACACUUCAACAAUUGCUUCCACUGCAACGAUUUCUGAAAGUGAAGUCAAAACAACAAUCGAGCUGACAUCUACUGUUCCUGAAUUUGAUGUUACGCAAAGUGAAAAACUACCACAUGCUGUGGACCUUGCAACGGAAGGUCCCAAAGCGGAUGAAACAUCAAGUCUUGUUGCAGAACAGGAAACGAAAAUUAUAAUGGAUAAAGUCUCUACAACCCAAACUACAGCUUACUCGGACACAGAUACGUCAGAGAAAAGCAAAGUGGUUACAUUUUCCGGAGAAACUGUUGUUACAGAAGAGAAAGCUUAUCCCCACAGCACUACGGUCGAACCUACAAAAGAAAAAGAACCUGAAAUUCUGACAGUUACUGGCACUGAAAUUGGUAAUAUUUCCCAAGAACCAACAAAGCUAUCAGUUACAACAAUCGAAAUGAGUGACUCAUACGUCACAUAUAAAAGUACAGAAACAACUGGAUAUUCUGAAGAACAGGGAACUGAAACAGAAUUAGCUAGCGCUACAGUAAUAGUGUCUACAAAACGUUCAGAAGAUACUACAAAUAAAUCGAUAGAAAUUUAUGAUGUAAAAUCUAGCACUAUUUCAACUACGCAAAUUACAGAAAGAGAUGAAGUUCCAAAAACCACUCUCAAAGUAACAGAAAUUCCAGCUAUAACCGACGAAACAGGAGAAAAAGAAACUCUUCUCAAAACAACAGGUAUUGCAGCUGUAGCUGAGACAAUAACAGAAAAAGAAGCUAUUCUCAGAACAACGGUUAUUUCAUCAGUAACCGAUGCAGCAACAGAAAAAGAAAUCCCUCUCAAACCAACCGGCGUUCCAACUACAGCUGACACAGCAAUGGAAAAAGAAAUUAUUCUCCAAACAACGAAUAUUUCAGCAGUAACCGAAGCAACAACAGAAGAAGAAAUCCGUCUCAAACCAACCGGCGUUCCAACUACAGCUGACACAGCGAUGGAAAAAGAAAUUAUUCUCAAAACAACGGAUAUUUUAGCAGUAACCGAAGCAACAACAGAAGAAGAAAUCCAUCUUAAACCAAAAGAUGUUUCAACUGUGACCUAUAAAACAACAGAAAAAGAUAUCCUUCUUAAAACAACAGCUGAGAGCGAUACAACAACAGGAAAAGAAAUCCUGUCCAAAACAACAAGUGUUUCAGCAGAAACUGAAGCAACAACAGAAAAAGAAAUCCUUCACCAAGCAACAGAUGUUUCAGCUGCAAGCGAUUUAACUACAGAAAGAGAAAUCCUCAAAACAACGAGUGUUUCAGUGAUAACUGAUGAAGCAAAAGAUAAAGAAGUUAGGUUUCCAGUUGUGGAAGCAGAAGACAGAAUUAUAUCCACAACAAUAUCUGAUCAUACACAUUCCAUCCCAUCUGAAACAUUUGAAUCUAUAUUACAGAAGGAAAGCACGAAGGAAAUGGCCGGUGAAGAAAUUACUCCUCUGUCAACAGCUCUUCCGUCAAAAUUGCCAAAAUUCGACGAUUUCGUAACAAGUACGUCUAGAGUACCUGCAGAAGAAUUCAUUACAGCAAAAAGCUUUAAAAGUGAGACAGUCAUGGAAGCAGAAACUACUUCAAAACCAUCUUUAAAAGAUGUUACAACAGCAACCAAGAGUGAUGAAACUGAAGAUGAAUCUGUAUCGACUGAUGCAAUUGCUAGCACUUCAAGUGGUACAACUGUUCCUACUUUAUCUAGUGAAGCAUUUGACUCCGUGAAAAGAAAUAUCACUGAUCAGAUGCAAUCUGAAGUGUCGGAUGUAACUUCUACUUUAAGCACUUUGCAUCCAUUCAUAUCGACAACAUUAACUACAGUAGAUUUAGCAACCUCAACAGAUAAAGAAAUUGAUCAUGUUUCAGUUACAAGUGAGCACGACAUUCGAAAACCUACAAUAUCUGAAAAUUUAUCUGAAAAACCUCAGACGCAGAUAAACGAAACUGGAGGUUUUGAUGGUAUUUUGCCAACAGGCGAUGUUUUCAGUGCUGCUCGAGAUGAAAAAAGCACACCUGCAGGUUCUUCAACUCAUGCUUCUACUCUUACUGCUGAAUCAUCAAAAGUGCCAAUGUAUAUUCCUUCCCUAAUACCUCAAGAAAUAGACUCUGUUACAGAAACUGCACAAAUAAAUCAAACGAUACAAAGUUUAUCUAAAGAAAGACUGCCCACUGUGUCUGACAGUGAAAUAACCGAAGAAGAACUUUCUGAUAUCUCUACGGAAACAAAAAUAUCAGAGAAAACUACUGUUUCUUCCACAACUACAGAGAAACAAAAUCUGGAAACAAUUAAACAGUCAGUAAUACCUAAAACGGCAUCACCAACAAUCGGAAGAGAUACUGAAAUUCAGACAACAGGUUCAGUUGAACCUUCUACUACUUUUGACCACGUUUCAGCUACUGACAAAGUAUUCACAUUUGUAUCUACACGUUUUACUGAUGUUACAACGGAGAGCAUUGAAACCGAAACGAUACUUGCAACUGAACAUGACAUAUCAACAUUAAAUGUCACUGAUGUAAAUAAAAAAGAAGAAUUAAGAAAUUUAACAUCGUCAGCUGCCACUGUAUCUGAAACAUCUCCACUGUUUGAAACAUCUACAAAGAUUAUUUUCACAACAAGAAAACCAGCGCUUAAAUCUGUUGAUGAUUCAUUACCGUCUGUCAGCCCGUAUGAUAUAGAUUUAACUAACCAGACAGAAAUUCAGGAGCAAGAAGAACUAAGCUCUAAGUCUUCAACUACAAUCUUAACCCCUGCUAUAACAAUCUACGAAGAGGAAGGGGAUCUAACGAAGACUGAUAUAUCGUUAAUAGAAGCAAAAACUUCUAUAGAUGUAAUAGAUGAAUCAACAACCGUGCAUCUUGCAAAAGACACGUUCCCAACUUCAACAUAUGACUUUACAGUACCAGAUAAAGAAAUUUCAACAAGUGAUGAAAGAACAUCGAUAGCCGCUUCAAUAGGAGCAUCUUCAGUACCAACUGAAGAAACAACUUUUAAAGAGAAAUCGACAGUAGAAACAACAGAAGUGGAAAAAGAAAUAUCUGUAUCAGUAAGUGAACAAUUUACAACGUAUGAUCACGCCAUUUCACCUAAAACAUCUGAAACUCAGACUGAAGACAAAAUAUAUGUUGCUAAUUUAACAACUUUGCCAGAGGAUAUAGUCGAUAUUACUUUUGCUUCUGAUAACGAAACUCUGAUUAUAACAACUCAUCGUAAAUUCAAGGAUGUUACUAGUGCAGCAGAGGAAACAACUUCCUCUCCUUAUUUGAAAACUUCGAUACCAGCCAUAUCAUUCACAACUUUCUUAGAUGAUCUUAAUGCAACAAGAAAAAUAGCUGACGAAUCUUUAGAAACAAUAUCAUCAAAAGAUGCUUUUGAAACAAUCACUGCUAAAGCUAGUGAACAAACUUCUGGAGCUACUCUAACUGAGAAAUCUGACACCAUCACGAGCGACAUUCGUUCAACAACACCUUUUAUUUCAAAAGUAGAAUCGUCAACCAUCGAAAAAGCACUUGCUUCUACGGAAAAAACAGACGUUCCAACUCAGACAGAAAUAACUGAAAGCACAACUUCUGGUAGAGAGAUGUCUGCAAAAGUCAGUGACAUUACUGUGUCAUCCACUUUUGUUGAAGACAUUGUAACGGAAAAAUUAUCAGAUAUUACAAAAGGUGCUACUAAGAUUGCCAUAGAACGUACGACAUCAGUGCCAACCAUAAAGGAUACAACUCUUGAGGAAGAAUCAUUGGUGCAAAAUAUGUCUUCAGUGACUACAAAGCUAGACAUUGCUGCUGAUAUUACCGCUCAAUCAACGACAGUUCAGUCAAAGGCAACAACAGUACAUGAAGUUACUGAGCAGGCAAGACAAGAUGUGACUGGACUUUUAACCAAAGCAUACAAGGCUAUCGAAACAACGCCUACUCCCUUCACUGUAACUGCUCCUACUUUAGAUAAAGAACAGGAAACAACGGCAGGAAUAGAAAUGAGAAAACGGCUGCCCUUCGACGAUUCUGCUGAGGUUACGGAUGACCUUGUGUAUUCCACAGUUCCGGAACCAGAAGAUGAUUUCUUACUAGACGAAGGAUCCUGCAUAUUUGAAGGAAGAAUCUACGAAUCUGCAGAACAGAUUCCUCGAGCUGAUCCAUGUGAAUUCUGCUUCUGCUUCAGAGGAGAUAUUAUCUGCUUGCAGCAGUCUUGCCCUCCACCAGCACCCAACUGCCACAGAACAAUGAUUGCUGGGUACUGUUGUCCAAGAUAUGACUGUCCUGUUUAUAUGACAUCAAGGAAUAUCAGCAGUCUCAGCAGAAGGAAGGGUGUUCAGCCAAUCAUAAUCCAAAGACGAAUUGAGAAAAGAGAGAUAAGACCUGCUAUAGAAGUUAAAGGUUGCCAAGUAAAUGGCACAUUUUACGAAGUGGGAUCCACUGUGACAUCAGCAAGUGGACCUUGCCUCCACUGUAUGUGCCAAGACGGAGGCAUCAUGAGAUGCGAUCCUCAGAAGUGCAAACCACAAGCUCCCCUUAUGCUCAAAAUGAACAAUAGUUUUUUCAGGAGCCGGAGAUAACGGACGAAGCAAAUAAAUCUUUCCUUCAUCUUCGGAAAGCAAACAAUGCGACGUUGUCAACAAAUGAUGAAAUUAAAACUGAUAAUUGUUGUUGACGAACUUUUUUCUUAGUUCCUGCGCUGUUCUCGGUGCUUCAUCAGUAUUCAUCAUGCAUUCAUCAUGUAUCCAUUACCUUUUUGUAUGGUCCAUGAUGACACUCAAACUGCCAAGGGUAAAUCCGGAACAAUAUAUAAUAACUGCAGAACUACGAGAGAACUGUACUCUGAUGAAACAUUCCAUAUAUUCUUUCACUUGUCAUCCACUUCAUUCAGCAAAUACGCUUUACUUCUUACUUGCAGUAACUAUGCAAAUUCUUUGGUAUGGCGGAUAUAAUUUCUGAUAAUGCUUCAAAAUAAUAAGUGUAAUAGUAGUAUUUAAUCAAAAUGUUACAGACCAGGAAUGCCACUUUCACUGAGAAAGUUAUUAGCAUUCCGGCCCCGCAGUGGCUAGUUUCAAGCUCUGCUGAUAGUCAGAUGUUUCGUCUUUAUUUAUAGUUCAUGUUCUUUGCCAGUAAAAAAUGAAUCUUCUAAACGGCAGUUAAAGUAGCAUGUUUAAUAGUUUGUGUCUAAAUGGAAUUAUUAAAACGAAUUCCAUGUACAGACUUUAAUUCUGUGAUGUGUAAGUGUCUUGUUGAAUACUCUUUUUUACUUUCUUUGUCAUUGAAAGGUUAUUAAAUGACUUAAGAUUGGUGCUGUAAUUUUUAUUAGGCAUAUCAUUUAUGGAAGUCUUUAAUGCGUCAUUAAAUUGCGUUAAUUUAUAAGAGUGAAGUGAAAAUUACGUAAAGUCGCAAGUAUUCUUGCCUAUUUUGCUUUGGUGUCAGUGUCCUGUUUGAAUAUUUUGUGUAUAUGUGUGUGCUAGUUUUUGAUUCUGGUUAUUAGAUUUGGUUUUGGUUACUACUAGGCAAAACAAAGGUGCCAUACCCGUUUGCUGUAAAUGUUGUGGUAUUUAAAUGUGGAUUCGCCAAAGAUGUCCGAUGGCUUUACUUGGAAAUAAUGAGAUUAAGGUGGAUUUAUCGCAGUAAUUUUUAUGAUGUAUUUUUUAACAAAUAGAAGUUAAUAUUACAUUGGUGAAUUCUGAACUGCUGUAUAAAAGGAAUUAAAUAUAAACUGAGCUUUAAUGCUUUAGACAGUAAUGAGGAAAUGCAAGUAGGCGAUAAUUUGUAAAUGGGAAUGAAACGCUGCAAACGACAGGAAUCAUCGCCAUUCAUAGGUUUGGGAAACAGAUGAGAGUAAACUGAUAUUUAUUUUUAAGAAUGUUUUUCCGGUUAAUGGAUUCUACAAAACCCCAUAAACUAAAUAAAGCAUUUAAUGCUAUUUUGUCAGGUAAUCUUAACUAAUUAUUUCGGUUUAUUAAAUACUAAGUCAUUCUUAUUUCAUCCAUGAAUUUUUAAGCAGAAGAAAAAUAUGUUUGCGUCGAUUUUAAUUUGUAUCAUUGACUAAAGUAUGCCAAUCUAUUACUUCUUAAUACUCUAUUUUGAAUGUACGUAUAAAUGAACUUCCGGUUUUAUCUUGGAGGAAAGAAUCAUAAAAAAUACUAUAUCUCGCUUUAAAAAUUUAAAAAAGAUAAAAAUGCCAUUAUUUCCAACUAAGUCAGGAUAUCUGAUUAUACUUUUGAACGUUACUUUGGUUUCAUUGGCCCAAAAAAGUAUAUUUUAACGUCUUUCGUGGAACGUUCAAACAUAAUCUUGAUGAAAGAUUCUUCUUAAUUUAUUUGGUAUUCAAUAUAUGUUGCUUUCGACUCAAAUAAAUGAGACAAUCAUUGGAAGAAGGGAAAAAGUGCGUUUAUGAAUGAAUAAUUUGGCUGUUUAAAGUUUAAUAUGGAACUUCUCUGUCUAAAAAUUAAUAUAUAUGCAAUUUUAGACUUUAUUAGCAUUCUACGUUGAUCUUCUUUCAUACGCAUCAUCAGGAAUGAAGCUUAUGGAAGAAGGAAACUUACAGAAGUCCAGUGUUCAUUGUAAGUGUUGUUGUUUUUUAUGUGCUGAAGACGAAAUCGUCACCAUUUUGUGGACCAAUGGAACCAAAAAGGCUCUCGUUUAGCUUGUAUUUUCUGAGUUUUUAAGUCUAUAUGCAGAAAGGAUGAGAGAAUAAAGUAGGCCUAUUACCAAUA